Pocillopora meandrina is the source of this 5652-nucleotide messenger RNA. Lineage: Eukaryota; Metazoa; Cnidaria; Anthozoa; Scleractinia; Pocilloporidae. The record is from the annotation of a GenBank genome assembly.
UCUGAAUACAAAAAGGCAAAAACCAAGCCCCAACGUUCAACUGCAGAAGAGAGACAACAAGCCCGAAAGCAACAUCUAAAAGAUUAUUGCAGCAAACAUUCGUUUAAAACCAAUCCAAGCCCCAAGGAAAUCCACAUUGCCGUCGAUGAUGAGCUGAAGUUCCUUUAUUGUAUAGUCCCAAAGGUCGCAUCAUCGACGUGGAAGACAGUUUUUGCUGCCACACGCAAACUUCGAAGACAAAUCAGCCGUUGGCAAAUGUGGAAACUGCUCGCUGAAUACAGCGAAGAAGAAAUAACUCUGCGCCUGAACACAUACUUUAAGUUUAUUUUCGUGCGGGAGCCAUUGCAACGCUUGCUUUCAGCAUACAAAAAUAAGUUUAUACAAUUACCAGGGUAUUCCGCAAAAAUUCGUCAAGUCAUAAUCCAAGAUCUUCGGCCGCUCGAUUUUGAUCCAAAUGGGGAAAAUUACAUUAGUUUUGCGGAAUUUAUUCAGUAUUUUUCCAAUAAUAUAUCGCGAAAUCAACACUGGCGCCAAUUUGAGGAUCUUUGCCAUCCUUGCGUCAUCGACUAUGAUUUCAUUGGUCACUUAGAGACAUUGGAAGACGAUGCUCCUCUUUUGCUAAAAAAGGCGGGAAUUGACGACCGCGCCACUUUCCCGCCAAUUCACAAAGCAACAGGUGAAUCAGAAGUGUUGAAGUACUAUUCCCAAAUCCCGCGUUCGUACAUCAGUAAGUUAGGAGAACUAUACCGCAGUGACUUUGAGAUGUUUGGUUAUGAAUAUCUCGGACCAAUAAAAUCUUAUCUGAAUCAGUCUACCCAAGGCGUGAAGACGAAAGGGAACGUAUAGCAAAGUAUAUCUGCUCACAGGCAUCCCAAGCUCACGUCUCGAGAAAACGCAAGCGAUUAAUUUAUGAAAGCGUUACGCGUUGUGUGACGCAGUGUUAAGUGAAGCGAGGAACCGUUGAAAAUCUGACCGCGUGAGAUAAAAAACUUACUAACUGCUUUUUUUAUUUAUUUCACGUGUACAAUGUUCAUAUUUCGAAAUAUUUAUCGUUGUAAAUCGACCAUAUUUCGUUUGCCAUACUAUUUUUAAUUAUAACGCGUAACUUAACGCCGCGUCACACAACGCGAAACGCUUUCAUGAAUUAAUCGUAUGCUUUUUCUCGACACGAGAGCUUGGGAUGCCUGUGAUCCGCUGAGCCACUCCACGUGCAUCCUUUUUUGAAGCAAUCAACUAUUCUUAAAAAUCUCCUAGCAUCCUAUCACAAAUACUGCACUCUGAGUUGCUACGCUACUCACUCUCUCUACCACAACAGAAAGUGAGUAAAGUGAACGGUCUAACAAUGUGACGGCAGAUGUGAACAAAAUAAAAUAAAAACAUUUGCUUGUCUCGUUGUGCCGAAAGCUCAUUUCGACGUUCUCGAAAAAUAUAAACGGGUGAAAUAUGGAUGCUUUGAGGGGUAAAAAGAAAACUGAGCAAAAGUCUGGUGCCGAAAUAAGAGCACAAGAACGAGGGUAAACGCGACGUCGCAUUCUCAAAGAAAACUAGGCGAUUCUGCCGGAGACCAUCAUAUAAAAGCUGUAGAAAAUUAUCACUACCUAACUAACAUGCAGUAAAACGGCCUGAUUUUCUAUAACCGUUUCUUUCAAUUUUCUUUCUUUCUUUUGUUUAGUUUUUCCUCUUCUUUUAAUUAAGGAUUUAAUAAUUCAAUAGCUCUCAUUUUGUUUUCAAAAAUAAUUAGCAAUCUCUUAUUUCUUUACGUCAAGAACAUAAUAAAACAGCUAAUUACAAAAACGUUUCGAUGACAACCGUGAUUCAUCUAAAACAUGACAGAAGUAAUUAACGAACACUACUUUAGAUUGAGACGUCAAGACGGCCGUAAACACACAAAUAAUUGACUGAAAUAUUUUGUAAUCACGGGAAAAACAUAGAUUUGGCUCAACAUCAAAGGAAAAUUAACGUACUUUCGUCCAAAUUUGUAUCGGGUUUUGAGUGUAAAAAUUACUUAAAUGAUCAUUUGUUGACAAAAUCAAAAGUCACCGAAUCGUAUUUCUGAAUUUCCCUACAAAGAAAAUUGUCAGAGUCUGCUAGAGUAUAUAUGCGUUUGCCAUUCACGGAGUCCGGAUAUGUUAGUAUGCGCUGUCCACCAUUACGUACAUAAUUUUACAUGUAUUAAAGCCAUCUGCCUGUUUUGUUUAGAAUUAAACCGGGAAAAACUUGAAAAAAUAACUAAAUAAACAAAAAAAUGAACAAAACAAGGCACAACGAAUUUUUAUCAGCCGGUAGAAAAAAUCAAACAAGCAAAACAAUUACCUUUGCAGGCGCGCUGUAAUGUUAGCAAUUGUAGAAAAGACGCCUGAUAAGAUUAAGGCUGUUACUGGAUUCGAACCUUCCUCCCAAAUACAGGCGCAACCACCGACCGACCGACCGAGCUAUGAAGCUACUCGUUGGGAACGAGACACACUUGAGACGGUUCCUCUCUACCGUAGAGAAAGCUGAUUAUGAAUUUUUUUUUCUUUUUUGUAACUAUUAUACUUUUCUGAAUUUGAAAACAAAUAUAUUGAAUUAAUCAAAUAAAAGUGAGAAACGAUUCGAUAGACACUAGUGUAAAGCAUUUUGGGUUGAUGGCUUUUACGGAUAACAGUUAAAAUGUUGGCCAUUUUACGGCUAACGGGUAAUAUCUUUGAAUUGCUGAAACCAGAACUUUUUUAUGCUUAACCUUUUUUACGACUAUCGGGUAAAAUUUGUCAAUUUUUACGCCUAACGCUUAAAAUUUUUCGGCCAUUUUACGGCUAACGGAUAAUAUUUUUGAAUUGCCGUCACCAAAACGUUUUUUAACGGUUAACUUUUUUUAAGACGAACGGUUAAAAUUUGUCAAUUUUUACGCCUAACGGCGGAAUGUUUUUGCCGUUUACGACCAUCGGUUAAGAAGUGUCAAAGUAAGCGCUAUGGAAACUGUAUAAUCACACUUGAACAAAAGCUACAAAAAGCCGAAAAAAAAGAAGAAAUCCCUGAAGUUAAUAUGCCAGAUGAACAUAACAAUAGCCUUAAUUAACAAAAAAGAAAUCACAAGGUGUUUCGCCUUUUCAGAACCUUGAUCUCACCUAACUGUGAACGACCAAAUCGUGCUAAGCAUCGAUCAAAAAGGUUUUGAUCCUCGACCUUAGUGGUUAGUCAAGAUGUCGCUGCACAAAGCUGUUUGGGUGACAUUAUGUUUGUUAAUGCUCCUCAUUUUAUCUUCGUUGUGUUAUUUUGGAACUUGGAAGAUUACAAUCGGUGGACUUGCAGAUGAUUUCGGUAAGACUCCUUUCUUAAUUGGUAACUAGUAACACUUCCUCGACAAAAAUGGUAACCACAAUUUCUUCGUGAACUGUAUAAGUCAUGCUUAAACGCAAUGGAAAAAGAGUUACAACUUUACUAGCAAAGGUAUAUAAUCCGUAUCUCUGCUCAACUAUAUCAGUGUAAUUAAUUCUUUGCCACAACCCAUCAAUCAAGGUGAGUCCUUGAAAAUUUUUAAGCAUCGAGUUAAAAACUACAAGUUUUCGUAACCUCCAUUUUUUAAAAAAAAUUUUCACUUGGAACUCGUGUAAUUUAAGGAAUAAAUUUGUAGUUUUUAUAUCUAAUUUGUACUCUUUACGACAGUAUUGUGAGUUUCAACUUCAGGGCUCUUCUAGAUACCAGACUCGAGGCUGAAUGGGCUACUCUAAAGCAAAGUUUAUCAUUCUAUCUUUGUAUAUAUCUGUGUAUCUAUUUUUUCCUUAAAAUAUCACCUCUGAACCACGCAUUAAGGUCACAACAAUAAAGGAAAUGAUCAUAAAACUAAACAAGCUCUUGACUGAUACACAAAUUCUUCUUGUCGACACCUUAGGAAACGCACAGAACGGUAUGGAGAAUAUGCAUACUGAUAUUAGGAUGUACAGAGUUAACCGAGCUGCAUACAACAUUACAUAGUGUCAGAAGCGGUCUAAAAAGACAACGCCCACGGACUUAAAAAAUGAUUUGUCAUAAAGAAUUUCCUUUUAUUACAUUUUAUCGUUAUUUACCUCUUAGAUAUGAGUAUAUCAUCGCAUGGGUUUUGACACAGGAAACUUAAAAGCGGGAUUCCGCCUAGUGAACUCAUGGUUGUUUAAAGACAUAAUCUGAUUUUUUUGCUGUAAAAUAUUACCAUUCAUCGAUACUUAACCGAUUCAAAAACUGAACUUCAAAAGCAUAAAUUAAGCAAAGAAAAGAUAAUAUUUCCGGGCUUUAACUCCAUACGAACACAAUAAGCAACUGUGAGUGAUUAAAGUUGCCAAGGAAAUAAACGCAAACCGCAAACAUGUUCGUUCUAAUUCACAAAAGCACUGUCAUACGCGUGAUAUCAACCGGUUUGAUAUAGAGGUCAGAAACGCCGCUCUUCACAAUUAAAACCUUUCUCAGUUCCGACUUCGCGAGAAAUACUCCAUGUAUCUGGCAAAAGGAGAAAUUCUUGAGACAAGACAAAAAAAAUUUAGUUUGGAGUGUAUAUGCUCUGGGACACCACAUUAACAUUUCGUAAGGAAAAAGACAGCUACUGAUUGUACCAACAAAGUGUUAAGUGACGAUUAGUUUAUUUGUGACAAGUUUUCUAUAUUCAUGUUAGAAGAGUUUGCUCAAGAUAUCUGGUCCCUGAAAGCUACUCUAUAUUAGAACAGAACGUCAAAGUAAAAAAUCAUUAAUAAUAAUAAUAAUAAUAAUAAUAAUAAUAAUAAUAAUAACAAGUAUCGAGAAAGGUGUCGAAACCUCUUGACUUCCUCCUUCAAAAAUGGUGUUUGCACAAAAAUCCACUGACUAAACUUAUCUUUGCCUAUUGUAGAAAUUUUGCAAAGACAGGCCACAAGAAAGAAACAUUUGAAUAACUUUUGUCAAACACAUUCAUACAAGAUCCCAGUUGCUGAUGACUUAAAGUUUAUCCUAGUAGACGAUAAAAACAAGUUUAUGUACUGCACGAUUCCAAAGGUUGGUACUACAACAUGGAAAAACGUGUUCGGUAAUCUUCGACGCUUGAAAGAAAACUCCUUUGAAAACAUUCACCAAUGGGACCUCUGGCAUCGAUUGAGUGCGUACUCGGAGAAAGGAAGGCGAAAGAGAAUUAACACUUAUUUUAAAUUCGUCUUCGUUCGCGAACCUUUUAUUCGCUUGAUCUCUGCCUUUAAAGACAAAUUUCUUGGUCUGGACAAAUGGUACACGAGCAGGGAAGCUCGUGAAGGCAUUACAAAAGCUUAUCGACCGCAAGAUUUUGACCCAAAUGGAGACAACAACGUCACCUUUGCAGAAUUCGUUCAAUAUUUUUCCAAUAAUGUUUCGCGCAAUGCACACUGGCGAGAAUACGAAAAAUUGUGCCAUCCGUGUUUUAUCAACUACGACUUCAUUGGUCAUUUAGAAACUAUGCAUGAGGACGCUCCCCUUGCCUUAAAAUUGGCGGGAAUUGACUCCCGCGUCACUUUCCCGCCAAUUCACGAAUCAACCUAUAACUGCGAGGUGCUGGAGUAUUUUUCCAAGGUCCCCCCAAAAUACAUCACGCGAUUAGGCGAAGUGUAUCGCAGAGACUUUGAUAUGUUUGGGUAUGAUUAUCUAAGUCACGUGAGACCGCUUCUAAUUGGUAACGAAAACAGAUCGAGCACUCAAUCAUAG